Silurus meridionalis is the source of this 3707-nucleotide messenger RNA. It is a transcript of the gene hadhaa, whose product is annotated as hydroxyacyl-CoA dehydrogenase trifunctional multienzyme complex subunit alpha a. Gene Ontology annotation, biological process: fatty acid beta-oxidation. Gene Ontology annotation, cellular component: mitochondrial fatty acid beta-oxidation multienzyme complex; mitochondrion. NCBI's taxonomy places the organism in Eukaryota, Metazoa, Chordata, Actinopteri, Siluriformes, Siluridae. Gene Ontology annotation, molecular function: NAD+ binding; long-chain (3S)-3-hydroxyacyl-CoA dehydrogenase (NAD+) activity; enoyl-CoA hydratase activity. The record is from RefSeq and is a predicted model, not a curated record.
CAGGCGCUUGUGUAAGGCGGUUCAGGUCGUGUCCGCGCCUGACGUUAAAUCCGCCCGGUUAGGUUGUCUCGCGCAUCUUUCAUUUCCGGGCCUGGAGGUUGUUGGGGUCUCGUGCUUGUAACCGCGAUGGCGAGCGUCCGUGCAGCUGGAGCUUUGUGCAGACUGAUGGCGAGCAGAUACUCUCACUUCUCAGGACAUGGAAGGCGUAACCUCUCUGCGUUAGCAGGUUCAUUAGCUCGCAGUCAUGUAAAUUACGAGAUUAAAGAUAACGUGGCUGUGGUGAGGAUCAACGAUCCAAACUCCAAGGUAAACACGUUGUCGAAGCAGAUGCAAGCUGAACUGUCCGAGGUGAGGGAGAUUUGGGGAAACGGAGCGGUGAAGAGCGCUGUGCUCAUCUCCUCCAAACCGGGCUGCUUCAUCGCAGGGGCUGAUAUCAACAUGAUCAAGGCCUGUACAAGUGCAGAGGAAGUGACCUCACUGUCACGAGAAGGACAGAAGAUGUUCGAGAAGAUUGAGAAGUCCCCCAUCCCCAUUGUCGCUGCCAUUAACGGCUCCUGUCUGGGCGGCGGUCUGGAGUUUGCCAUUGCGUGUCAGUACCGAGUGGCCACUAAGAGUAAGAAGACGGUUCUGGGCACGCCGGAGGUGAUGCUGGGGCUCCUGCCUGGAGCUGGAGGAACUCAGCGACUCCCCAAGAUGGUGGGACUUCCUGCUGCGUUUGACAUGAUGUUGACGGGGAGGAACAUCCGAGCAGACAAGGCCAAGAAGAUGGGGCUCGUCCACCAAGUCAUCGAUCCACUGGGUCCAGGACUGAAGAGCCCAGAGGACGUCACUAUCGACUAUCUGGAGAAAGUGGCUGUGGAUGUUGCUAAAGAUCUCGCUAAUAAGAAGAUCACAGUGGAGAAGAAGAAAGGCUUAAUGCAAAAGCUGCAGGAUUCAGUGAUGGGAAUAGCUUUUGUAAGGAAACAGAUCUACAACAUGGUCACCAAUAAAGUCAUGAAACAAACUAAAGGCCUUUAUCCAGCACCGCUAAAGAUCAUAGAGUGUGUGCAGACGGGAAUAGAAGAUGGUUCAGUUGCCGGGUUCCAGAAAGAGUGUGAGAACUUCGGAAAGUUGGCGAUGACGCCGGAGUCGCAAGGCCUCAUUGGUCUGUACCAGGGUCAGGUGACCUGUAAGAAGAAUAAUUUCGGAAAACCAGAGAGAGAAGUGAAGACCCUGGCGAUCCUGGGGGCAGGGCUUAUGGGGGCAGGUAUUGCCCAGGUAACUGUGGAUAAGGGUGUGGCGACAAUCCUGAAGGACACAGCGCUGGAGGGACUGUCCAGAGGACAACAGCAGGUCUACAAUGGGCUGAAUGAUAAGGUGAAGAAGAGGAGCAUAACCUCGUUUGAGAGAGACUCUACUCUCUCGUUCCUGACCUCGCAGGUGGACUACACCGGCUUUGACAAGGCUGACAUGGUUAUUGAGGCCGUUUUCGAGGAUCUGGCCAUCAAACACAAAGUGCUGAAGGAAGUGGAAGCUGUGACCCCUCCGCACUGCAUCUUUGCCUCCAACACUUCAGCGUUGCCCAUCCGAGACAUCGCCGCCGUCAGCAAGAGACCCGAGAAGGUGAUCGGGAUGCACUAUUUCUCUCCAGUGGAUAAGAUGCAGUUGUUGGAGAUCAUCACCACUGACAAAACGUCAAAAGACACGACCGCGUCGGCUGUCGCUCUCGGCCUUAAGCAGGGAAAAGUAAUCAUCGUGGUCAAGGAUGGUCCAGGAUUCUACACGACUCGUUGUCUGGCUCCGACCCUCGCAGAGGCGAUCCGAGUGCUGCAGGAAGGGGUAGGGCCAAAGAAGCUUGACGACUUGACGAAAGGUUUUGGGUUUCCCGUUGGUGUGGCAACCCUGGUGGAUGAGGUCGGUGUGGACGUGGCGGCUCAUGUGGCAGAGGAUCUCGGGAAGGCAUUCGGGUCCCGAUUCGGAGGCGGGAACGUGGAGGUGCUGAAGACCAUGGUGCAGAAAGGCUUCAUCGGUCGGAAGUCAGGGAAGGGAUGUUAUGUGUAUGCCGCCAAAUCUAAGGAUAAGCAGCUGAACUCAGGAACUGAGGAGAUUCUGGAGAAGUUCAAACUGGUGGCACCAUCUGCUGUGUCUGGAGAUGAGGACAUACAGUAUCGGCUUGUGUCCCGAUUCGUGAACGAGGCGGUCCUGUGUCUGCAGGAGGGAAUUCUGCCCGAUCCAGUACAGGGAGACAUCGGAGCUGUGUUUGGACUGGGUUUCCCACCCUGUCUGGGAGGUCCUUUCCGCUUCGUGGACUCGUUCGGAGCUGAUAAGCUUGUUCAGAAGAUGAGGCGUUAUGAAGAGGCGUAUGGAAACCAGUUCACCCCCUGCCAGCUCCUCCUCGAUUAUGCCAAGGACCCCAGCAAGAAGUUCCACAAGUGAACCUCAGUGUACAAAGCUUCGUAGAUGUAUAGCAGCCAUGCACCCUUUCAUCCUGAAGCUUCAUCCUGAGGAGGAACUUUAGACAGUGGUGCUUAAAAGCCCGUGAACCGUUUAGGAUUUUCCGAAUGAUUACGUAAUGACGCAUCAGUGCAGGGAGUAAUGGUAGAUCGAGAGAACCCAGUGAAUCAAACGAGACCUGGCCAUUUAUUAAUAGAGGUAAAUUAUCUAAUAUGACGUAGCUGUGAGUGGCAUAAAUAUGUGGACGUGUGUUUUUGAUUAUAGGUGUGAACUUUAAUGAGCAGCAGUAACGCAUCGACUUGUUUCCUGACAUCUUUAAAUGUUCUGUAGUUGCAUUCGAUGUGGGUUUAUUAUCGUUGUCUUUCUUUUUUUUUCUUUUCUCGUUAACUCACCAGGCUACCACUGUUGGGCCCCUAAGCAAGGCCCUUAAACAUCAACUGCUGAAGGUAAUUGUAAUCGCUCAGGAUAGGGCUGUGUGCAAAACAUGAUUGGGGGGGGCCUGAUGACAUUCUACAAAUCUUUCAGAGGGCCUCAGAUAUUGGCCUUUGUUUGUGCCAAACACGUUGUGAAGCUCAGGCUUUGAUGGAGCUCUGGUUCGUCUAUAAAACAAGCAGCAUCUGAUCACUCUCACCUGAGUCUCCUGUAAACACCUGCAUCACCUGAUAGUUACGGCUAAUCUCAGGGUUUCACGUAUUUCUCCUGCUCACGGAUGCGUAAUAUUGGAUUGUUUUGUCCUUAAUAAAUAAAUAACAAAUUAAAUAAGUGGUUUUAUUCGGGUUCUGUUUCCUGGUGUAAAACCUGUGCGAUUCUCACUUAUGCUACAAUACGCAAUAUUUGAAAAGGGUUCACUUUUUACUUUCAAGCACCACUGUACCUGUAACCCAUCAUAUCAAAUGUAUAAAGCCUUAAUGUUUGGGAAUUGUUUUAAUCACGUGACCUGCUGCAGAACGUCCAAUUAACCGUCAUUUCAGUUGAAGACUAGCGUACAUUGAGAAGCUAAUUCCUGCCUCCACUUGAACUUGAGCGUUUUAUAUUUUGGUUCAUUUUCAUACGUGACGGUCUUUGAACUGCCAUUUCACCAGACAAUUCAUCAAAUGAUUUGUAAUAUUUGUGAUUUUCGAUUUGUAGCAUAGCCGUACCUGCGACGAAGCUAAAGAAAAUUACGCAGCGUGACGACUUUGGAAAUUCCGGCUGCUGGUGUAUUUAAAAUCACUCACGCUUUGCUAAAUAAUUUUCUUUUUGUCUUUCUCUCUGAAUAAAAAUCACGUCUCUGA